Lachancea sp. 'fantastica' is the source of this 1509-nucleotide messenger RNA. The record is from the annotation of a GenBank genome assembly. Lineage: Eukaryota; Fungi; Ascomycota; Saccharomycetes; Saccharomycetales; Saccharomycetaceae.
AUGUCUGGAGCUCACCAUGCAAGAAUGAAGGGCUUCGCCGGUAUCAACAAGAAAAACGUGAUUUUCGACACGACAAAUGGUCUACAAAAUGGUGUCGUCUUUGCAGCAACGUACGAGGAUGCUUCGCUCUCAGCUGCAAGUGAGCAAGGUGUCAAGAACAGCUCAAAAUCUGGUCAGGGUUUGACACAGAACAAAAUACAGAUUGCAUUGGCCAAAGUCAUCGAUAAUUACGCUGAGCUCCGUACAACUGUGAAUUCAGAUAUGCAAUUCGAGCUGCUCGAUUGCGUGCCUUAUGAUGAUGUUGUGCUCAACGUACAGCUCGAAUGCUUCAAUGACAAGCACUUGGAUUGCCAUGGAGGUAUUCCACCCUACAUUUUACGCCAAAUUCUCAGCAACAACACGUGGAGUACCGGCAAACCGCUGUGGAAACUUCUUCUAGUGCGUGAUAAGAUGCUCAUCUUCCAUGGACAUGACGCACUUUUUGAUUCUUACACAGCUGCAAACUUUCACAAACUAUUCCUCAACGCACUCAAUUCAUCGGAAGAAUCGCCCUCCAAGGUUUCGAAGUUCAUUUCCCAGUACGGUGCUAAGCUCACGCAUUUGCAAAAAUCGUGUUUUAACAGACAGCCUGCUCCAGUUUGUUCGCCAGAGCUCUGUUCGUGUUAUGAUGGCACUUCGAGCGCAGCAGAAGGAUGUAACAGCUUUUUCAGGGCGAAACCAUCCUUCUCGCUUGAACACGAACAAUACGAUCGUGUUAUGAUGCCAUCAGCAGCAUUGUACAACAACGCCCGACCUGUUCCGCUUUGUGGGAAAGUUGUCUUUGGAAUUGUUGACACAACGAGGCUGUCUGUGCUUCAAAGCUAUGUCAAAGACAGCGCUACAACACUUCAGAUGUUUCUCGCUGCUGCUACGAUUUUCAGCCUUGAGAAUGCAAACUUUAAGCACUUGGCAAAUUUGAGCUUUGCCAUUCCAAUGUGCCCAAGAAAUUCAAAAGUGAAAGCAUCCGAGGGAGGAUUCAGUCCCAACAACGUUUUUUUGAACUUUCCUUUUAGUGACAACAACGAUGAAAGUCUGAAGAUAUCAGAUCAUAAGCUAGAAGACCUUGACGGCGCAACCUUGAAAGACCAGGCUUUUGCAAAUGAACAAUCAGAUAAAGGUCUUCGAUUUGAGGCGCUACUAUCCGCUGUAUCGAAGAAAAUGAAAGACGCUAAGAGAGUUUUGGACAAUACAAGAAAUGAAGAUUUAAACCAUAGAAAAUCAACCAAAACCCCUGUUGUUGAGAUUAUCGAUCUAACUAGUCACACUUUUCCAAAAUCAGAGAAAGAUCAAUAUUUUAUCCAGGAUGCUUACGCUGCAAGAAGCAGAAAGACUGAUGUGUUUAUGUCAAUACAUUUUUGUUUGGCAUCCUCUGGUCUGACAGUCAGCAUCCAUUACCCAGAAGAAUCCUCCAUGGACGUCUUUGUAGAGCACUUUGAGUCGUUGAUGGAGCUAUACCCAGAGAUCGUAUAA